CAGGUUUGUCUUGUGUUGCUAAGUGGUUUCAAUACAUUCACACACACAUUCUCCAUAGUGGAACAGCACAGCUCUUGUUGGCUGGACUAAAACAAGAAACAGGAGAGGAACAGGAGCUCAGGCGGGACAGUCAAGGAAUUGCAGAUGUUCAGAAAGUUCAGCUGUGAUGCAGGAGUUGGAUGUCUUCAAAAAUGAGCUGGAGAUAAAGGCUUACAUCUGUCUCCAAAACCAAGGGUGUUUCUUCCAAUGCCGGUCAACAAAACGGUGAAGGCAGAGUGAGUAAGUUUAACUACAUCCUAUCUGUUUACAAAAUGCCUGUGGAGACUCUUCAACACCCAGCAAGACGGCCUGUGAGGACCGCUGUAGCUGCCACUCCCCCGCGUUUACGUCCGAAGGGGCCGGUGGGACCAGAUUUCUAUCGGCAGUGCCUGGCAGCAGCUGGAAGACCAAAGCAGAGUGCAGUGGAGCGGCUGGAAGCAGACAAAGCCAAAUAUGUGAAGAGUCAAGUCGCUCUUUGCAAGCAGCAGCCGGUCAGGCCUCCUGAAGCCCGUAAACCUCUGCUGAUGCCCAGGUCUGCCCUGCAGCCCACCAGAAAGACCCCAGUCCAAACAAAACCAAAGCAGGAGGCUGUCCCGCUAGACUUGGAACACCUGAGCAACCUAAUCAGCGGUGUGAACGACGGACCCCCAACCCCCAACACUGGGCCCUCAGAGGACAAGAAGUCUCCAGAGUAUGUUUGCCCUACACCUGAAGGAGCUGAAAACCAGAAAAAGGAGAGGCCAUGUCCGCCUCCACGCCCCAAUUGGUCCAGUCCAGCCAAAGUGAGAUUGAAAGCCUCUGGGCCAGCCAAAACAGAUAGUCCGGUUUCUUCUGGUCCACCUGCAGGGACGGUACGCAGAGUGGAUGUCAUGCCUCAGGCCACCUCUGCCAGGCCGCCCUGCAGACCAGCGCAGUACAUCCGCCAACCACUUCAGCCCAUAUCUUUACAUUCCCAGUUUCAGCUCCGCCAGACAUCUUCACACCUGCGUCUGUUUCAUCCCAGACUCACACCCGGUCCUGCUCCUCUGAAACCUGUUGUUGCCCCAUCGAAACCUGAAAAUCCUCCAUCUUCUCCAGUCAGAGCUGCUGCUGCUCCUGCUGCUCCUUCUCCCCCAAACCUCCCUCUUCCAAUUUUCCCUCCCCCAUCCCCAGCAAUCACCCGUUUGUCCUCCACCAGCUCCAGAAAACGUCCCUCUCUGACCCGAUCCAAGUCAGAUAUGAGUGACCGGUACUCCCGGGCUGGGACAGACCUGGAGCGUUUCUUCAACCUGUGUGGUUUGGACCCUGCAGACCUACAGGAGCUGACCGGAUCCUCUUCUGAUAUUGUCUCCCUGGCCCGUUUUCGCAGUGUGAGUGCUCCGGGGUCUGAAUGUGCAGGAUCUGGCAGAGAACAUGAGGAUGAGGAGGAGGAGGAAGAUGCUGGUAAUGCUGCAGAGCGUGUUCCCUAUGGCGUCUCUGUAAUUGAGAGAAAUGCUAGAGUUAUCAAAUGGCUUUAUGGACUCCGUCAGGCCAAGGACAAUGCAAAUAAGAGCACUGAUUUAUAGGAACAGGAUGAACUUUGAAAUAAUAACAAAAAAUAUAUCAAAACAUUUAAUUAAGCUGGAAACAGGGUUGUGAAUGUAUGACAAGUGGAUUAAAACGGGAAUGCCAAGUUAUUACCAUCUGAUUGAUUGAAUAUUGUUUUCCUUUUUUAAUUGAUAUUUUGCCCAUUCCUCUGUUAAGGGGUGUUUUUUUGUUUUGUUUUUUUUUGUUAUAGGACAAUAAUAAAUAUGUAAAUUCUUUAUUUUGUUGAAUUUUCUAUUUAAACUGUAGUCUUGUAAUGGGGUUGACUUAACCCUGUUGUUGUUACUGUCUGUCGCAGUCUGCAGUGACACAUACAGUGAAUAAAUCAUAUUCUGUGGAUGUAAGUGGAUGUCAUUAAAGAUUGAAUCA
This is a messenger RNA of Sphaeramia orbicularis (orbiculate cardinalfish), 1971 nucleotides long. It is a transcript of the gene fam110a, whose product is annotated as family with sequence similarity 110 member A. Lineage: Eukaryota; Metazoa; Chordata; Actinopteri; Kurtiformes; Apogonidae. The record is from RefSeq and is a predicted model, not a curated record. The transcript is spliced from 2 exons. The coding region runs from base 312 to 1583 and encodes 423 amino acids.